CGACUGGAACGCGAUUACUGCCACAGAAAGCUACUCUCGGCACCCUUGUCGCUAGCUAGGACGAUGUCUUUUUUUUAUUUAGCAAAAAGAAAAAACACACAGUGUUCUUAUGAAAUAGAUUAAAACGGUAAUACAGGGAGUAGUGGCAUUUAAUAAAGACCAAGGUCAUUAUUCGUCCGCCGUUAGGAACCAUGGCCUGCUAACGCCGGGGUGGAGUCAAAUGGAGCAACCCGAUGGCAAAAUAGACAACAACAACAACAACAAAAAAACACGUAUUUGCAUAAUGUAUAUUAUAUUUCUAGUCUAACCCGGGCGACGCGUGACAGCGUGAGUGCAAAGACGUGCUAUGUCUCGGCUGUGUAGUGCGCCAUUUCUCGUCAAACCAAUCGACCCGCUAGCUUGUUCUAUGCGGUGACAGCUAGGCGAGCUAACCGGCUAGCCGAGGUCGUGUUUACCGUUAUGGAAAGGGAGGCGUACCGCAACUGCUGCAGCCUGGUUAAAAUACCCAGGCAGUCCUAUGAACAGUUUUGGUCGUCACAUUUUGUCGAUUACAUCGACAAGGAGCUGAGCUAUUCCAAGUUUUUCAAGAAGUACUUGCUCCCCAAUCACCCGUGCAUGUUCUCGAGGAGGUUCACGGAGGACUGGAAGUGUAGGAAACAGUGGGUGUCCGACGGGGGGAAGCCCGAUUUCCAGAAACUGCUGCAAGAGUUCGAGGAGACUCCUGUUCCCGUGGCAAACUGCAAUGCAAAGGAGUACAAUGCAAACCCUAAACAAGUGAUGCCUUUCAAAGAAUUUAUACAAUACUGGAAGGAAUACAUCCAGAACGGCCACUCGUCGCCCAAAGGAUGUCUUUAUCUUAAGGACUGGCACAUGUCAAGGGACUUUCCAGAGCACAAUGUUUACAACACGCCGGUCUUUUUCUCCUCCGACUGGCUUAAUGAAUACUGGGAUACAAUUGAAGUGGAUGAUUACCGAUUCGUCUACAUGGGGCCUAAGGGCUCCUGGACCCCGUUCCACGCCGAUGUGUUUCGCUCCUACAGCUGGUCCGCGAACAUCUGCGGCAGGAAGAAGUGGCUCCUGUAUCCUCCGGGUCAGGAGGAGUUUUUACGCGACACUCACGGCAACCUCCCAUACGAUGUAACAUCAGCCGAGCUCCGUGACAGGGAUCUUUUUCCACGCUCCGGAGAGGCCUGUCAACCUCUUGAAAUCAUACAAGAGGCAGGUGAAAUCAUUUUUGUGCCCAGCGGCUGGCACCAUCAAGUUUAUAAUCUGGAGGACACGAUCUCCAUCAAUCACAAUUGGUUAAAUGGCUGCAACGUAGACAUCAUGUGGCAGUUCCUUCAGAACGAGCUGUCGUCCGUUCAAAAGGAGAUCGACGAGUGGAGGAACACGAUGGACUCGUGGCACCAGCACUGCCAGGUUAUUAUGAAGGCCUGCUCGGGUAUCAACUAUGCAGAAUUUGCAUCGUUCCUGAAAAUCAUUGCCGACAACCGGAUGGCUUUCCUGAAUGCUCGUUCCACCGGGGAAUCCUCCGAUUACUCGCGGCACUUCUCGGAGACCCUCACCACGCUGGGACCGUACCACGCUGCCUUUGACCUACAGCGAGUGGCUCACCUAAUUGAGUGCCUACUCUGCAACGAAGACUUCAAGCGGCUCGAUCACUCAACUUUGACUUUGCAGCCGGAAUCCAUGUUGCAGCGGAUUCGGGACACCAUACAGUCCACAAGGGGGCAGCAUCUCCUUUAUCAGGAUUAAGAAGUUCAGGGGUGUCUCCACAACGUCAUCGCCUGGAAAUGGCUUGAACGAAAAGUGCCAAUUUGUACAGUGCGAAUAAGAAACCAAAAGGCGUUGCCAGACCUUUGGUUUGAGACAAACCGAAAUCUCAAAUGUUGCUUGUGAAUGUUUGUUUUGCACUGAAAUAGGGAUAAAUAAAUAAAUCAAUAAAAAACA
Pungitius pungitius (ninespine stickleback) is the source of this 1950-nucleotide messenger RNA. It is a transcript of the gene jmjd4, whose product is annotated as jumonji domain containing 4. Gene Ontology annotation, molecular function: sequence-specific DNA binding; 2-oxoglutarate-dependent dioxygenase activity. The record is from RefSeq and is a predicted model, not a curated record. Lineage: Eukaryota; Metazoa; Chordata; Actinopteri; Perciformes; Gasterosteidae. The coding region runs from base 460 to 1755 and encodes 431 amino acids. Gene Ontology annotation, biological process: positive regulation of translational termination; protein hydroxylation. The transcript is spliced from 6 exons. Gene Ontology annotation, cellular component: nucleus; cytoplasm.